Rubroshorea leprosula is the source of this 3497-nucleotide messenger RNA. The record is from the annotation of a GenBank genome assembly. Lineage: Eukaryota; Viridiplantae; Streptophyta; Magnoliopsida; Malvales; Dipterocarpaceae.
AAUGAUGAAGUCAAUAUAGAACAUUUGGACAGUUCAUUUUCCUUAGAGGAGCAUAGGAUAUGGGGGCUGAUGAUAGCAUGUUUCGGUAUGCUGAUAGUGUGGACAAGUUGUUGAUGUUUUUUGGGACUUUGGGCAGCAUAGGAGAUGGGUUGCAGUACCCUAUGAUGAUGUUUGUUCUUAGUAAAGUGAUCAAUGACUAUGGGAGUAUGCCCAUAGGCUCCUCAAUGUUGCAAUUGGGAGUUUGCCUCUCUGCUUUUGUGGAAGGAAUUUGUUGGACGAGAACAGCUGAGAGGCAGACUUCACGGAUGAGAAUGGAAUACCUGAAAUCUGUCCUUAGACAGGAUGUUGGUUUCUUUGACACUCAAGAUAAUGGUUCUUCCACCACCUUCCAAGUUGUUUCCACCAUUUCUGCUGAUGCCAAUGCAAUUCAAGUUGCAAUUUGGGACAAGAUUCCGGACUGCCUUGCAUAUGUCUCAACUUUCUUUUUCUGCCUCGUAGUUUCCGUCAUGCUCUCAUGGAGACUUACCUUAGCAGCUCUUCCUUUCUCACUUCUGUUCAUUGUUCCGGGGCUUGUAUUCGGGAAGCUCAUGAUGGACGUGACAAUGAAGAUGAUUGAAUCUUAUGGUAUUGCUGGUGGAAUUGCAGAACAAGCAAUUUCCACUAUAAGAACUGUAUGUUCAUAUGAAGCAGAGAAUCAUACACUAAAGAAGUUCAGCACUGCACUUGAAAACACUUUGAAACUGGGAAUAAAGCAAGGUCUUGCUGAGGGCCUGAUGAUGGGAAGUAUGGGAACUAUUUAUAUAGGUUGGGCUUUUCAAGCAUGGGUGGGGACUUAUUUGGUUACAGAAAGAAGGGAAAAAGGUGGGUCUAUUUUUGCAGCUGGUAUCAAUAUCAUCAUGGGAGGAUUGAGUGUGCUCGGUGCAUUGCCAAAUUUAACUGGUAUUACUGAGGCAAAAGCUGCUGCUACUCGAAUCUUUGAGAUGAUUGACCGGGUUCCUGCUAUAGAUACAGAAGAUAAGAAGGGAAAGGCUUUAUCUUAUGUUCGAGGAGAAGUUGAAUUUAAGGACAUCUACUUUAACUACCCGUCAAGACCAGAUACACCCGUUUUACAAGACCUGAAUCUUAGGAUUCCAGCUGGUAAGUCCGUAGGUCUUGUUGGAGGCAGUGGUUCUGGAAAGUCAACUAUCAUUGCAUUGCUGCAAAGGUUUUAUGAUCCCAUUGAAGGAGAAAUUCUCUUGGAUGGAUACAAAAUAAGAAGACUUCAACUGAAAUGGUUCAGGGCUCAGAUGGGUUUAGUUAAUCAGGAACCUGUCCUCUUCGCAACAUCGAUAAAGGCAAAUAUACUGUUUAGGAAAGAAGGGGCAACAAUGGAAGAUGUUAUCAAUGCUGCUAAGGUUGCAAAUGCUCAUGACUUCAUUGUCAAGCUACCGGAAGGAUAUGAAACCAACGAGGCAAUUGAUAAGGCAUUGGUAGGGAGUCUAACAAUCAUCAUUGCUCACCGCCUCUCAACAGUCCGAGCAGCAAAUCUGUUUGCGGUUCUUCAAGCUGGUAGAGUCAUUGAAUCUGGAUCACAUGAAGAACUAAUGCAAAUGAAUGAUGGACAGGGUGGAGAGUAUUCCCAGAUGGAGUUACAGCAGAUGGAAUUGCAAAAUGAAGGUUCUAAUGAUUCUAAUUACCAAGUUGAUGGAAGAAAUAACCAUAAGAUGAAUAUUUCAUCAAGCCCCAUGAGUAUUAGAUCAAGUGCUCCAAGCAGUCCAGUUAUACACCCUUUUAGCCCCUCGCUUUCCAUCGGCAUCCCAUUCUCCUACUCUGUCCAAUGUGAUCCUUCUGACAGUUUUGAAGAAGACACAAAUCUACAAACUCAACCUGCUCCAUCCCAGUGGCAUCUGCUGAAAAUGAAUGCACCUGAGUGGAGAAGAGCCUUAAUUGGAUGUGUGGCUGCAAUAGGAUCAGGAGCAGCUCAACCUAUAAAUGCUUACUGUUUAACCAAAAGGAUUAGGGAAAAUCUGCUCGAAAAGCUCAUGACUUUUGAGAUUGGUUGGUUUGAUGAAGAAGAGAACACAAGUGCAGCAAUUUGUUCAAGAUUAGCCACUGAAGCCAAUAUGGUUCGUUCCCUUGUUGGGGAUAGAAUGUCAUUGCUGGUUCAGGCAAUUUUUGGAUCUAUUUGCUCUUAUGCAGUAGCUCUUGUACUCAGUUGGAGACUGUCCCUUGUGAUGAUACCAGUGCAACCAUUUGUUGUUGGGAGCUAUUACUCAAGGAGUGUCCUGGUGAAGAGUAUGGCAGGAAAAGCCCUAAAAGCACAGAAGGAAGGAAGCCAACUAGCAAGUGAAGCUGUCAAAAACCACAGAACCAUUACUGCCUUCUCUUCUCAGAAAAGAAUGAUUGGGCUUUUGAAAGAAACAUUUAAAGGUCCUAAGAAGGAAAGUGUUAGACACUUCUAUCUUUCAGGUCUUGGCCUAUUUAGUUCUCAAUUCUUUGACACAGCUUCUACAGCAUUAGCUAACUGGUAUGGUGGUAGACUUCUGGCAAGCAGUUUGAUAUCACCGAAGCACCUUUUCCAGGCAUUUUUGGCGUUGCUAUUUACUGCUUAUGUCAUAGCAGAAGCUGGAAGCAUGACUAAUGAUACAUCUAAAGGAAGCAAUGCUGUUAAAUCAGUUUUUGCAAUAUUAGACAGGAAAAGUGAGAUUGAUCCUAAUACUUCAUGGGGAAUGCAAAAGAAAAAAGGAAUUCACAGUCGCAUAGAGCUGAAAAAUGUGCUAUUUGCAUACCCUGCAAGACCUGAUCAGAUGAUCUUUAAGGACCUGAACCUCAGAAUUGAUGCCAGGAAGACGGUGGCACUAGUGGGACAAAGUGGUUCUGGAAAAUCUACCAUCAUUGGCCUCAUAGAGAGGUUCUAUGAUCCAUUGCAGGGAACAGUGUUAAUAGAUGGACAGGACAUAAGGAACUAUAAUCUGAGACUACUGAGGGCAGGCAUUGCCCUAGUUAGCCAGGAACCAACUCUUUUUGCAGGAACUAUCCGUGAAAACAUUGCCUAUGGAAAAGAGAAUGCUAAAGAAUCCGAGAUCAGGAAGGCCGCAGUUAUGGCUAACGCUGAUGAAUUUAUAAUUGGAAUGAAAGAUGAAUAUGAUACAAAUUGUGGAGAAAGAGGAGUUCAGCUAUCUGGUGGCCAGAAGCAAAGGAUUGCACUUGCCCGUGCCAUACUGAAGAACCCUGCAAUUCUACUUCUGGAUGAGGCUACCAGUGCCCUUGACAGUGUCUCAGAAAGCUUGGUUCAAGAAACACUUGAGAAGAUGAUGGAAGGCAGAUCAUGUGUAGUCGUGGCUCACCGGUUAUCAACCAUACAGAAAUCUGAUACCAUUGCUGUGAUCAAGAAUGGAAGGGUUGUCGAACAAGGGUCACACAAUGAACUAAUGUCCUUGUGUUGAAAUGGAACUUACGGGUCACUGAUAACAUUACAAAGCAAUAACCCUCCUUACCACUAAAGCAUGGUAGUUUCA